This is a messenger RNA of Phoenix dactylifera (date palm), 2978 nucleotides long. Its product is annotated as kinesin-like protein KIN-14H. The record is from RefSeq and is a predicted model, not a curated record. Gene Ontology annotation, molecular function: microtubule binding; ATP binding; microtubule motor activity. NCBI's taxonomy places the organism in Eukaryota, Viridiplantae, Streptophyta, Magnoliopsida, Arecales, Arecaceae. Gene Ontology annotation, biological process: microtubule-based movement.
AAAGCUCCCUCCGAAACCCUAACCCUAACCCUAAAUCUCACCAGAGAGAAAAGAGAAAAUCCUAAAAAAAAGCGAUUUUUUCCUUGAAUUUUUCCUUCCUCCUCAUCCUUCUUCGCCUUCUUCUUUCUGGCCGUCAAAGCGACGGCUUUCUCUUCCCCCAGCUUGCCUUCGGCUUCACUCCACGGGCCCACACGCUCACCCAAACAGAAAGCUCCACUUCCCAACUCAAAACCCUAGACCUAUCCUCCUAAUCUCCUCUUAAAUCCAUGUCCUCCAGGAACCAGAACAGGCCCCCUCCCACCCCGGUCCCCAACCCCUCCAGAAGCCCCUCAAAUAAGAAGGACAAUUUAGAUGAGGCGCCUGUGGACAAGCGAAGGAAGAUUGGAGUAGGGAAGAUGGUGGGCCACGCGACCAACCCUCGUGCACGGCAGGUGCUGUCAAUUGUCAAUGCUGGUCUGAAUCCUGGUGGGCAUGGCGAUCAUGCUGCCGGCACCGCUCCCAGCUCUGACGGUGGGAGCAAUGGUGGCGGGGUCGAGUUUGGAUCUAGAGAGGAUGUGGAGAGGCUCUUGGGUGAGAAAAUGAAAGGAAAGAACAAGAAUGAUUACAAGGGAAAGAGCGAGCAGAUGAUAGAGUACAUAAAAAAGCUCAGGACUUGUAUCAGAUGGUUCAUGGAACUAGAAGAUGGGUAUUUGGCAGAGCAAGAGAAGCUCAGAAAUAUGUUGGACUCUGAAGGGAAAAUGCAUGCAGACAUCGAGUCCGAGAUGAGGGCCAAGGUUGAAGAUAUGAACACAACUAUCCAUGAGCUUCAGAGUCAGCAUGCCUCUUUGCAGGAAAGCAUUAGAAAGGAGGAAGCUGACAAAUUGGCUGCUGUUAAAUCCUACGAGGAAGAAAGAGAUGCAAGGGUUGCAGCUGAAAAUUCGCGGGCCACAUUGUCUGAAGAACUUGAAAGGGUUAAUCAAGAAGUGAGACGUUUCAGUGAUCAGCUGAAAAUGAUCCAAGAAACCAACAAGAGGUUGCAGGAGUACAAUACUAGUUUGCAGCAGUACAAUAGCAAUCUUCAGGCUGAUGCUGUGAAAAAUGGUGAGACUAUGUCAAAACUGCAGAAGGAGAAGAAUGCUAUGAUGGAAACCUUGACCGGUUUAAGGGAUCACACCAACUCUCUUAAGAUUCAGUUGGAUUCUUCUAGGUCAUCUCAGCAAGAGGCUAUUAAACAGAAAGAAGAGUUAAUGAAGGAAGUAGGUUGCCUUAGAAGUGAAUUGCAUCAAGUAAGAGAUGAACGCGAUCAUACAUUAGCCCAAGUGCAAAAUUUAAGUGUUGAAAUUACAAACUAUGAAGAAAUGACUGGAAAGUCCUCAAAGGCUUUGGAUAGCUUAACAACAAUAUCUACCGCCCUUGAGGAAACGUGCUCUUCCCAAAGAGAGCAGAUACAGGUAUUGCAGCAUCAGCUUGCUGCAGCAAAUGAAAAGUUGAAGAUGGCUGAUUUGACUGCCAUCGAGACAAUGACAGAAUAUGAAGGACAGAAGAAGACUGUAAAAGAUUUGCAAGAACGUCUUGCAGAUGCAGAGGCUCAAAUCUUGGAAGCAGAGAAAUUGCGCAAAAAGCUGCACAACACCAUACUGGAACUGAAAGGAAAUAUUCGAGUGUUUUGUAGAGUACGCCCUGUUUUACCUGGCAGUGAUUGUGGUGGCACAGAGGGGUCAGUUGUUUCUUAUCCUACAUCACUUGAAUCUCUUGGACGUGGCAUUGAUUUGAUGAAUAAUGCGCAAAAAUAUUCCUUCACGUUUGAUAAAGUAUUCAAUUAUGAAGCUUCACAAGAAGAUGUAUUUGUAGAAAUCUCGCAGCUGGUACAGAGCGCACUAGAUGGUUACAAGGUAUGCAUAUUUGCUUAUGGGCAAACAGGUUCUGGUAAAACUUAUACAAUGAUGGGCACGCCAGAACCGCCUGAGCAGAAAGGGCUUAUACCCCGAUCUCUAGAGCAAAUAUUCCAAACCAGCCAAUCUCUACAAAGUCAGGGAUGGAAAUACAAAAUGCAGGCUUCAAUGCUAGAAAUUUAUAAUGAAACAAUUCGUGAUUUAUUAUCACCGGGUCGCACUGGCAGCUUUGAUGCAAAUGCUGCUCUUAGCAAACAAUAUGCAAUCAAACAUGAUCCCAAUGGUAACACGCAUGUGUCUGACCUUACUAUUGUAGAUGUUUGCAGUAUUAAGGAGGUUUCUUAUCUCCUGCAACAAGCUGUACAGAGUAGGUCUGUGGGUAAGACACAAAUGAAUGAACAAUCCUCAAGAAGUCACUUUGUGUUCACUUUACGGAUAACUGGAGUUAAUGAGAGCACAGAGCAGCAGGUUCAAGGGGUGUUGAAUUUAAUUGAUCUUGCUGGAAGUGAGCGUCUUGCUAAAAGUGGCUCCACCGGUGACCGCCUCAAAGAAACACAGGCGAUUAACAAAAGUUUAUCAGCCUUGAGUGACGUGAUCUUUGCUAUUGCAAAGAAAGAGGAUCAUGUGCCUUUCAGGAACUCCAAGCUUACGUAUCUUCUGCAGCCUUGCCUUGGUGGAGACUCUAAAACAUUAAUGUUUGUCAACAUCUCCCCGGAAUCAUCGUCUGUCGGGGAGUCAAUUUGCUCUCUUCGUUUUGCUGCAAGGGUUAAUUCAUGUGAGAUUGGGAUUCCCCGUCGCCAGACCCAGAUGCGUCCUUCAGACUCGCGCUUGAGCUAUGGUUAAGCAACCUGGCAACUACUGUGCAUCCUCUUGCUCCAUAUGAUUACCCGUUGCUGCAGCCGUUAUGGCAUAUUUAAUGACUAUUAGGCUUCUAACAUUGUCUGUCUGUAACCAAUACCAAGGAAAUGAAAUCAAUGUUGUGUUGUUGUUGAAUUUGUAGAGGGAAGGCAUUAUGUUGAUUGUGGUAAUAUUCGUAUCAAAAUUCCUUCUCACUGACGUUAUCUCUCUUUUAAUCGAAUCAAAUUUUUUACAUGAACGAUUCCAAAA